This is a messenger RNA of Racocetra persica, 491 nucleotides long. NCBI's taxonomy places the organism in Eukaryota, Fungi, Glomeromycota, Glomeromycetes, Diversisporales, Gigasporaceae. The record is from the annotation of a GenBank genome assembly.
AUGGUUUACAAUCUUUUUAAAAAUAAAGGUCGAGUAGUGAUUGAUAACACCCCUGAAUUCUUAAAUUUUUGUAAAAAUAGUAAUGGUCUAGUUUUUUGGGGUCCUUAUGGUUCCGGUAAAACAGCUUUAAUGGCUUUAUUGGCUCACGAACUACCGGAAGAAAAUAAAUACGCUUCUUUUCCUUGUAAUCUCCCUUGGAUGGAAAGAGCCCAAGUAGAUUUUGCUCACCAACCCACGGCUCCUUUAGGGGUUAAAGAAGUAGUUUUUUUGGAUGAGAUUAAUUUACUAUUCCGUGGUAAUGAAUUCCAAAAAGCUCAGCAAAUGCAACGGUUAGGGCAAGUAUGGAUUGAAUUGCGGGAGGUAGCGACAGCGGAUAUCAAAUAUUAUCACACUCGGCUAGAAAAUGCCGUAAUCAUCAACGGUGUCCUUAUUAAGGAGGUAUAUAUUGAUCCUUACUAUGAAAAACAUAAUGAGGAAUAUUUAGAAGCAAA